AAAAUUACAUUGCCAAAUGAAACCUAACCAUAAAAAGGCAGUGUAAUUAAUUUGUGUACAAAUAAUUUAUAAAUUUUAUAAGUUUGCUAUUAUCUUAGUCAACAAAUUUAUUAUUUAAAUAUUUGUUCUGUUGAAUUGAAGAACAAAACUUACAAAUAAAUAAAUAAAAAUGGCACGCGCACGUGAUGAAGAAUUAGUAAAAGCCUUCAGUGAGUUACAAGAAAAAGUAACAGAUACAGCACAAAAAAUAAAGUUAGCGGAUUUGCAAAUCGAUUCACUCAAAAGAUCUAAGCAACGGUCCGAAUUAACAAUCGCCGAAGUUGCUAAUUUACCAGCAAAUACAAAAACUUACGAGUCCGUUGGCAGAAUGUUUUUACUUGACGACAUCGCCAGCAUUAAAUCGGGACUCCAGACAAGGAUAAAAAACGCCGAUGAAAAAAUAUCAACUCUCGAAAACAAUAAAACAAAAUUGUCACAGAGCUUGCAAGAGAGUAAGGACAGUAUCCGUGAAAUGGUUCAGCAGAAGCAGAAUAAAUAAGCCGUCAAAUGGAGUUAAUUAACUUAAGAUCAAUCCAUCGAGUCAUCAUUUCAUCUCUCCAUCAAUAGAAGAAUUUUUUGAAUAUAAAUGAUCCUGAAGUUAACAGACAAUCAGCAAUUUUUUGAUUUUUUUUUAAAAACAAGUCAAUAAAAAAAAAACUAAAAAUA
Microplitis mediator is the source of this 705-nucleotide messenger RNA. It is a transcript of the gene Pfdn1, whose product is annotated as prefoldin subunit 1. The record is from RefSeq and is a predicted model, not a curated record. Gene Ontology annotation, molecular function: protein folding chaperone. The transcript has a single exon. Gene Ontology annotation, biological process: protein folding. The coding region runs from base 170 to 538 and encodes 122 amino acids. Gene Ontology annotation, cellular component: prefoldin complex; cytoplasm. Lineage: Eukaryota; Metazoa; Arthropoda; Insecta; Hymenoptera; Braconidae.